AUGUAUGCAGACAUUGGUGAUCCACUAUUCAUAUGUAAGGAAUGCAAAGCCUAUAUGUGGUACGAGGAAAGGAUUAACAAGAGCAGAAGGUCCACCAAUCCGGCAUUUCAUCUGUGUUGUGGUAAUGGUAAAGUUCAAUUACCAAAUCUAAAGGACCCGCCAACUCUUCUGCAACGUCUUUUGUUUGAUAAUGACUCAAAAGAGAGCAAGAACUAUCAAAAUAACAUUAGAACAUACAAUAUGAUGUUUGCAUUCACAUCUCCUGGAGCAAAAGUCGAUACCAGUUUCAACAAUGGAAAAGGGCCACCUAAUUUACGAAUUCAAGGUCAAUCUUGUCAUAGAAUAGGAAGCCUCUUACCAAUCCCUGGAGGACUUCCCAAAUUUGCUCAACUUUAUAUUUACGACACUGAAAAUGAAGUUCAACACAGAAUGGAAUCUUUAAGGUACACGAAUAACAUCAUUGAUUCGGAAAUUGUCAGCAAAUUAAAGAUGAUGCUAGACGAAUUCAAUGUUCAUGCCAAAUGUUUUAGAAUGGCAAGAGACAGAUAUAGAGACCAACCAUUUGAUGACUUGAAAUUGAGACUUAUUGCAGAUAGGACAAAAGAUGGAAGGAUAUAUAAUAUCCCCAAUGUUUCAGAAGUUGCAGCCCUUAUAGUUGGUGAUGUAGAUAGUGCUUCAGGCAGAGACAUCAUAAUGGAAAAGCAGUCUGGGAAGUUGCAAAGAAUAAAUGAACUGCACACUAGCUAUUUAGGAUUUCAAUAUCCUUUACUUUUCCCAUAUGGGGAAGAUGGUUAUAGACAUGAUGUCAAUCAUCGAGAGAAACCAGGAUUAAACAACAAAAGAAACAGACUCACGAUUAGGGAAUGGUUUUGUUAUAGACUACAAACCAGAGAAUGUGAAGCACAAACUGUGCUUAGAUCUAGACGACUUUUUCAACAAUUCAUAGUGGAUGGAUAUACAAUGAUGGAAUCUGAAAGAUUGUCAUUCAUUAAAUAUAAUCAAUCUAAGUUAAGGGUGGAUAAAUACAAUAACCUCUGUCAGGCUUCCACCAGCUCACAAACUCAAGGAUCACAACAGGGAAAGAGGGUUGUUCUUCCAUCAUCUUUUAUUGGUAGCCGCAGAUUUAUGGACCAACUAUAUUUUGAUGGAAUGGCUAUUUGUAGUUAUAUGGGAUUCCCAGACCUUUUUAUAACUUUCACAUGCAAUCCUAAAUGGCCAGAAAUAACCAGAAUGCUUGCUAAGCUAAAGUUAUCUCCAACAGACCGUCCUGAUAUAGUUUCAAGGGUCUUCAAAAUCAAGUUUGAACAACUUUUGACAGACUUAACUAAGAACCAUCUACUAGGCAAAACCAUUGCAUUCAUGUAUACUAUAGAAUUUCAGAAGCGCGGUCUACCUCAUGCACACCUACUGAUUUUUUUGCAUCCCAGUGCCAAAUACCCAACUCCUGAUGAUAUUGAUAGGGUAAUAUCUGCAGAAAUCCCCUGUCCAAUAAGUAAUCCUGAAUUGCAUAAAUGUGUUCAAGAUCAUAUGAUUCAUGGACCUUGUGGAAUGUCAAACAAAUCUCUCCCUUGCAUGAAAAACGGAAAAUGUUCACGCCUAUUUCCCAAAAAAUUUCAAAGCACAACUACCAUAUCAGAAGAUGGUUUUCCUCAUUAUCGUAGAAGGAACGAUUCAGUAACAGUAACCAAGAAUGGGGUUUGUCUUGACAAUCGGUCUGUGAUUCCUUACAAUCCACAAUUAUUGUUGAAGUACCAAGCACAUAUAAAUGUUGAAUGGUGUAAUCGUAGCACUUCCAUCAAGUACUUAUUCAAAUACAUCAACAAGGGUUACGACAGAAUAACGGCUGCUAUAGUUCCUGAGCAAAAUGAAUUUGUUUUGAACAAAGAACCAAUAGAUGAAAUCAAGCAAUAUCUUGAUUGCAGAUAUGUAUCACCUUGUGAAGCAUGUUGGAGAAUAUUUUCAUUUCCAAUUCAUGGACGAAAUCCAGCAGUAGAAAGGUUGUUUUUCCAUCUGCCUGGAGAACAAGCAGUAUACUUUAAAGAUGAUGACGUGAUUGACGACAUCAUGGGAAAGGCAACAGUUUCGGAAUCAAUGUUUAUAAGUUGGAUGGAAUGUAACAAGAAAUACGCAGAAGCCAGGGAAUUAACAUAUGCUGAAUUCGUUUCUAAGUUUGUAUACGUCAAGAAAGAUAGAUGUUGGAAACCAAGGAAAAUGGGAAAUACUAUUGGAAGACUGAUUUGGGUUCCUCCAAGCACUGGCGAAGUAUUUUAUCUUAGAAGAAUGCUAACCCAUGUAAGAGGACCAACAUCUUACAUUGAUAUCAGAACAGUCAACAAUGUAGUAUAUUCUACUUUUAGAGAGGCUUGCUUAGCUUUGGGAAUAUUACCAGAUGAUACAGAAUAUGUAGAAGCUAUAAAAGAAGCAAAGGAUUGGGGUUCCGGACAUUAUCUAAGAAAAUUAUUUGUGACUAUCAUAUUGUCAAAUAGUGUUGAUCGACCAGAAGACCUAUGGAACAAGACAUGGGAGUGGUUAGCAGAUGGAAUUCUCUAUCGAGAAAGAAUAAUAGCAGGAAAUCCAAAACUGAAUCUAACUCCAGAAGUAAUCCAAAAUCUAACCUUGAUUGAGAUUGAAAAGAUCUUGGAAUGUAAUAGAAGCAGUUUAAAGUUGUUUCCAACAAUGCCAUACCCAAAUGAAUUUGUUACCCAAAAUUGUGGAAAUAGAUUGAUAUAUGCAGAACUUGACUAUAACACAGGUGACCAACGACAAAUAUUCAUUCAAUUACAGGUGAACAAAAAAAAAAAAUUUCAAAAGAUCAAGCAAGCAGUUGUUAAUAGACAAGGAGGUGUAUUCUUCUUGUAUGGGUAUGGUGGAACUGGCAAAACGUUCAUGUGGAAGACGCUUUCAGCAGCAGUUCGUUCCGAAGGUAAAAUUGUACUCACAGUAGCUUCAAGUGGAAUAGCUUCACUCUUAUUGCCAGGAGGACGAACAACACAUUCUAAAUUCAAGAUACCGGUUCCAACACUAGAACAUUCGAUGUGUAACAUUUCACAAGGAUCCGAAGUGUCAGAGUUGUUAAAGAAAGCAGAACUAAUUAUUUGGGAUGAAGCUCCUAUGGCACACAAAUUUUGUUUUGAAUCUCUGGAUAGAACUCUAAAAGACAUAAUGAACGGUAUUACAAAAGAAGGUUCAGUUUUUGGAGGAAAAGUCAUAGUAUUUGGAGGAGACUUUAGGCAAAUAUUACCUGUUAUACCAGGAGGGUCGAGAUCAGAUAUUGUCAACGCCACAAUUAAUUCAUCUUAUAUAUGGGACUACUGUGAAGUUUUAAAACUUACAAAAAACAUGCGUCUGUUACAAGAAGGCCUACAAUCAACUCUUGCAUCAGAGAUUCAAGAAUUCUCAGACUGGAUAGUUCAAAUUGGUGAUGGUAAGUUACAAGAACCUAAUGACGGUUUAGUUGAAAUUGAAAUACCUGAAGAAUUUCUAAUUUCAGAGUUCAAUGAUCCUAUAGAAGCAAUUGUGUCUGCCAUUUACCCAAAUUUGAUACAAAAGCAUACGGAUGAGUCGUAUCUACAGUGUAGGGCAAUAUUGGCAAGUAGGAUUGAGACAGUUAAUGAAAUCAAUCAAUACAUGUUAUCACUAAUUCCAGGGCAGGAGAAGGAGUAUCUGAGCUGCGAUUCAGUUGAUGAAACAGAAUCUGCUGCAAAUAAUAGCUACAACACUAUAACUUCAGAAUUCCUAAAUUCUCUGUCUACGUCUGGCCUUCCCAACCAUAGAAUAAAACUGAAGAUUGGAGCACCAAUAAUGCUUUUGAGGAACUUGGAUCAAGCAGAAGGUUUGUGCAAUGGAAGCAGAUUAAUAAUUACACGACUUGCAAACCAUGUUAUUGGAGCUAAGAUGAUUACAGCUAAUAAUGAUAAUCACGACAUUUAUAUUCCACGAAUGUCAAUGUCCCCUUCACAAUCCCCUUGGCCAUUUAAGCUUAUCAGAAAACAAUUUCCUAUCAUGCUAUCAUAUGCAAUGACAAUCAACAAAUCUCAAGGUCAAUCUCUCCGUUUUGUUGGAUUGUAUUUACCGACUCCGGUUUUUAGUCACGGUCAGCUAUAUGUUGCAGUCUCUCGAGUUCAAAGUAAAUUUGGGUUAAGAAUCCUAAUCCAUGAUAAGGACAACAAGCCUUGCAAUACAACAACCAAUGUUGUAUACAAAGAAGUCUUCCAAAAUGUAUAG
Messenger RNA from Vigna unguiculata (cowpea), 4224 nucleotides. RefSeq lists its product as uncharacterized. NCBI's taxonomy places the organism in Eukaryota, Viridiplantae, Streptophyta, Magnoliopsida, Fabales, Fabaceae. The record is from RefSeq and is a predicted model, not a curated record.